CGUACCUCUACGAGGACUCCUCUCACCCCGCCGGCUUCCUGGAGGCGUUCCGAGCGUUUUACCGGGACGGGCUGUUCACCGACAUCACCCUGCAGUGCGCGUCGGGGGUCAUCUUCCACUGCCACAGAGCCGCCUUAGCGGCGUGCAGCAGUUAUUUUAAAGCCAUGUUCACAGCCGACAUGAAAGAGAAAUCUAACAACCAGAUCAGACUCCCCGGGCUCAGCCAUGCCGUACUGGAAGCCCUCGUGAAUUAUGCAUAUACAUCACAGAUCCAGAUAACAAAGAGAAACGUCCAAAGCCUACUCCAGGCUGCAGACCUCCUCCAGUUCGUGUCAGUAAAGAAAGCCUGCGAGCAGUUUCUGGUGAGGCACUUAGAUACCGACAACUGUAUAGGGAUGCAUUCCUUUGCCGAAUAUCAUGAUUGCUCGGAGUUAGAGAAAGAGUCCAGGAGGAUAUUGUUAUGGCAGUUUGAAGAAGUGUGGCAGCAGGAAGAGUUUCUGGACGUUGGCAAGGAGAAGCUCUCUUAUAUUCUCUCCAGAGAAAAUAUCAAUAUUUGGAAAGAAGAGACAGCCAUUGAAGCUGUCAUUAAAUGGGUUGCACACAAUGUGGAAGAAAGAAUUGAAGACGUCUGUGAACUGCUGAGCUGCAUCAAAGUAGACUUAGAUAACAUGUAUUUGAGGUCAGCUUUAAGCCUACAAAAAAAAUGCCAACUUAAUGACAAUAAGAUAAGGUCACUCAUAUACAAUGCCCUGAACCUCAAUCCCAAAGGUCUUUCCAGAAGACCGACAGCAGCCAUGUACGUGAUCGGAGGGUAUUACUGGCACCCCUUGUCGGAAGUGCACGUUUGGGAUCCUCUAACCAAUGCGUGGGUCCAGGGAACAGAGAUGCCGGAUCACACCAGAGAGAGCUAUGGGGUCACUAGCCUGGGACCAGACAUAUAUGUGACAGGAGGUUAUCGAACAGAGAGCAUCGAAGCCCUUGACACAGUGUGGAUAUAUAACAGUGAGAGAGAUGAAUGGACAGAAGGCUGCCCCAUGCUUGACGCAAGGUAUUACCACUGUGCAGUUUCCUUGAGCGGCUGCAUCUAUGCGUUGGGGGGUUACCGAAAGGGAGCUCCAGUGCAAGAAGCUGAGUUCUAUGAUCCUUUAAAAAAGAAGUGGCUUCCUAUUGCGAACAUGAUCAAAGGUGUUGGAAAUGCCACCGCUUGUGUCCUGCAUGAAGUCAUCUAUGUAACUGGAGGUCACUAUGGGUACAGGGGAAGUUGUACCUAUGAUAAAAUCCAGAGAUACCAUUCAGGUAGCGAUGAGUGGAGUAUAGUCACCACAAGCCCGCAUCCAGAAUACGGAUUGUGUUCAAUUACAUUACAAAACAAGAUCUAUUUUGUGGGUGGACAGACCACAAUCACGGACUGCUAUGACCCAGAACAAAACGAGUGGAAGCAGAUGGCUCACAUGCUGGAGAGAAGGAUGGAGUGUGGUGCCGUGGUUAUGAACGGGUGUAUCUAUGUGACAGGAGGAUAUUCCUAUUCAAAAGGAACUUAUCUGCAGAGCAUUGAGAAAUACAACCCUGAGCUGAAUAAAUGGGAAGCAGUAGGUAAUCUUCCCAGCGCUAUGCGGUCACAUGGCUGUGUCUGUGUGUAUAAUGUGUAAACACUGAAUUUUCAUAUUGUUGUUACAGAGAACAGCAGAUGCAGUAUUCAUAAUAGUACCGAUUACCUCAUGAAUGAGAUGUCUAAUACAAUCUCUUAGUGCACAUCAUUAAAAAUUAGGUAUAAUUUCUAUUUUAAACAAUUCAGAAAUAUAAAUGUGAUAACAAGACUUCCAUACAUUUUUCAGUCCCAUCGUUCUUUGUCAUGAAAGUUUUGAAAUUAUUCUCUUAUAAUACUUUGUGCAGCUAUGUAGGAACUACUGUGAAAAACGGGUUUGUUUUAAUUAAUCGAGUGGAACUGUGAUCUGGCACUAAGGUGAGUAAAGCCAAACAAAAUACGCUGCACUUCUAUGGACUACUGAGCUUAAGAUUAAAUCUUUGAUACUCCAAAGAUAGCUAUAGAAACGGUUCAUUUCCAGAAGCUAAGUGUGUGGUACAUAUAGAGCAAUAUCACUUGGAUAACUAGGUUAUCACAUCCAGAAAUCAUGGGCACUUAGAGGAUGGUUCUAAUUCUACCUUCAAAUGGCAGAGCAGAGAAGAGCACAGGCUGGGAAUGAAGGAAGAAAUGUCAUGCAGUAGUCCCACAGCACAAGCCAAAAGCAUGCAUGAAUUUUCCAGGAGAACAGUGCUCUGAAGUAUGAGGCAGUUUGAGAAAAGUGCUUACUUUGCCAUUCUCACACUGGCAAGGCCCAUGAGAAAUAAAAACAGACUCUGCAUGUCUUGUCAAUGGGCUCUUUGGCUGAUGCGCAGGUAUUGGUGAUUUUUUUUUUUUUUUUCAGGGAAAAGCCUUACCUAACUGUUUUUUAAAAUUACAUUUAAGAUGAGUGUCUUUGUGGAAUGGAAGUAGGAAAUGCGAGAGACUAGAAAAUUGCUAACAUCCCCCUGAAAUAAAAACUUCUGUAUUUUGUGUCAUACCAUUUGGUCUUUUCUAAAAACUGUGACUUGAGCAAAGGUGACAACUGAAGAAACUUGUCAAAAUAUGUUAUGCAUGAAGAAAUUGAAUCUGAAGUGGUCCACUGGAUUUAUUUAUUAUUUCUUGUAAAAUGUAAUAUGAGAUCUUCAAAUUCUGUCUAGAAAGCAAUUUGAGAUGGCCAGGAAGGUCAUCAUUUUGUCACCUCUUCACUGGGAGACUCUCACAGCAGGCUGCCAGCACCAGCAGAAAGCAGAAUCUGUAUGUAGUAUUUCAUUAGCUGGUGUUCUGACCCUGCCGUCCCCAGGCUUCUCACCAGUCCUUGUUCGGCGUCCUGCCACAUAGGUAGCAAUACAAAUGCAUUUCAUUGAAUUGUUAUUGUAGUGAAUUCUUAGGAUUUGUUUUCUCCUCAUAGCUUGUAUAGAUAGUAUAAUGUGGGGCUUGUUAUUAGCCUGGUUCCCUGAGGGAGCAAGGUACAACUGUGUUGUCUUUCUGUGCGUGUGUAAGCUCCCCUCUGACACUGGAGUGUCUUGUUUGGGUUCAGCCAUAUUCUACAGGGAUGUAUAGGCCUUAACAUUACACUCUUUUUUUUCAGGUUUUAUGAAAAUUUGUAACAGGGUAGAGGAGGGAGGGAGAGACUGAAAGGGAGCACAUGAAUCGUGUGGAAAGUAGAAGAUGGCAAAGCCUUCCCAGUGCCAUGGACAGGCGGCUGUGAGGAGUGUGCCUGCUCCCACUUUUGCUGCCCCUCAGCCAGUCCCCCUUCAGCUGCUGUGGGGCCCAUGGUCUGAUAGCAGUGAUCCAAACAAAGAAAUGCCUUGGGAAGCAGAGAGGCUUUUUUAGCCCAGAUCAGUUCCCCAAUCCAGCUGAUGAAAUGACAGCAGAAAUAGCUGUGAGACAUGGGAAUGAGAGGCAGGAACAACACAGAGCUGCUGUGGAGUGUGGUGAGAACUUCCCACACGAGCACUGCCACCUAAAAUAAAAUUUUGGUUUGAUUGGAUUGAUCAGAUAUGAUGAAAGGAGGUUUCCAAGCAGAUAAGCCCUGAGUUUAUAAUAUUUGUUUUUCUUGGUUAUGAGCGUUUUCAACAUUUUUUGUUCUUUCACAUUUUUAUGCUAUUUCUCACUUGCAUUUGACUGCUGGUAGCGGGUGGCACUCAACUCUGAGCUUUGAUGUGAAGAUCUAUGGUGUAUAUAUAGUUUUUGUUUUGAUCUCUUUGUGUGUCACCUUACCAUGUCAGAAGCUCAGGGGUGCGUGGAUUCAGUGUUUUCCUUUGUUACCCAUCCCACUGAGAGCUAUUUAAAGUUCCAGUGUAAUUUGUUUAAAGAUUCUAAAUUGUGAAGGGGUAUGAGGAAUUGAACUCUGAUGCUGUUUGAAAUGCAUGGGCUGGGCAGGGGGGCAAAAGAAAUAAAGUGAAUUUCUUUCUCCUGGAAAUCUCCGCAGCCAAGAAUUGCUCAAAGGCAGCUGGAGAUUUAAAGGACAACAUCACAAGAGCAUGAAGGUGAUGUGUGUAUUGAAUGAAACCACCGUGAACUCAAUGUGUGUAUAUAACAGUGCAAAAUAUGUACCUGUGAAGUUUCAUGUUUGUUGAAAAACAUGAGCAUAGAACAGCUGCUUAUUUAUGGCUGGCCCUGAGGUUCAUUCUGACCCGUAUCCUGUCACUGUUAGUCAUGAGUCGGUGAAAGGAUGCGAGAACAAGGCAAGGACUAACAAAACCUCGCAGUAUCCACCUGUCCCUCCCCUGCUUCUAAACUAAGUGCCUCACGUUGGUGGAAGACAGCACCCUUCCAGGGUUGGAGUACAGGCACUGGAAGACGGAGUCCACUUUUUUCCUCUGGGCAUCCUGCAGGUGAGCCCUACUCUGCUCCUUGGCCCCUGCCUAACUGCCAAGUGGAAAAAAGCCUUUAGUUCUCACACAUAGGAGAGCAUGUGCUGAUCUGGAGUAGACAAAAGGCAGUGAGGUGACUGCCUAGGGCUUCAGUUAAGCCCUAACUUUUUAGAGAUUUUGAAUGCAUUAGAAUAAAUAGAGUGUAGGAGUUCAGAUUUGUGGUUAAAUUUUAACUGGUGCUAUUUUUUACAAUAACCUAUAAUGCCCUUUUAAAUUAGCUCAUGUCCAUAGCACAUCCCAAGAAGGCGUGUAGCAAUUGGGUCUGGAGCGCAGACAGGAAUGGAAUUCAGUGAGAGGAGCAGGGAUUCAGGCUUGUGGUCAGUAGCUCGUGCAUCCUGCGGGAGGUGGAGAGCUUGGAGCAGGGGAUCUUUUAGCCAUCUCUGUGGUAUAUUUUUAAUAAUAAUUGUUGAAUGUGAACACUAAGUUAUUGUGCUAUUGGACCUGUGCUCUGGUAGACAGUUUUACUGUUUCACAUGUAAACUAGAAAACUGAGUAAUACAGAAUUUGAAUCAGUUGAUAAAUCAGUACUAUUCAUUCAAAUUUUUACUUGUGUCAUCCCCAUGUUUGUAGUGCUGCAGAUGCCUGCAAUGCAUCUAUAGUACUUAUGUGAAUGUUUGUAAUAUUUAAUAAAUGUAAAU
This is a messenger RNA of Athene cunicularia (burrowing owl), 5078 nucleotides long. RefSeq names its product kelch like family member 23 (gene KLHL23). The record is from RefSeq and is a predicted model, not a curated record. NCBI's taxonomy places the organism in Eukaryota, Metazoa, Chordata, Aves, Strigiformes, Strigidae. The transcript has 3 exons. The coding region runs from base 165 to 1649 and encodes 494 amino acids. Gene Ontology annotation, molecular function: protein binding.